Molecule: messenger RNA, 1064 nt
Organism: Cydia amplana
Lineage: Eukaryota; Metazoa; Arthropoda; Insecta; Lepidoptera; Tortricidae
Product: lymphokine-activated killer T-cell-originated protein kinase homolog
Exons: 6
Coding region: 126-1064 (312 amino acids)
Biological process (GO): peptidyl-serine phosphorylation
Molecular function (GO): protein serine/threonine kinase activity; ATP binding
Source: RefSeq, a predicted model, not a curated record
UAUUUGAAUUUCGAACGACGAGUAACGUUUGAAGUUAAUUAAAAGACAAAAGUACUGCUUGUUUUUACGAUUUGUUUUAAAAUAGACUAAUUUUAUUCCUAUAUUGUGCGUAUAAUUUGACAAGAAUGAGUGAAUUCAAAACACCAGUGAAAGCGAGAGCGUCGGAUUUGAACGAGAAGAUUACAAUUCCUCCAUCGCCGUAUUUAAGCCGGCUUGGAUAUGGAACAGGCGUAAACGUGAUGCAGCUUAUCCGUUCUCCAAAAGCCGGACAGAUUCGCUCACCAUGGGCGCUCAAAAUGAUCAACAAGAGAGUCAAACCUUGCAAAGUUUACUCCGAAAGACUGCAGGCUGAAGCGGACCUGUUGAAACGCAUGUCUCAUCCAAACAUAGUUGGGUUUAGAGCGUUCAGUAAUGAUAAGAUAUUGUAUCUGGGGAUGGAGGCUUGUGAUUUAUCACUGGGGGAUAUGAUUGAGAACAGGAUUGAUGAUGAAGCCGAACCGUUUAGUCCGAAGCAGAUGUUGAAGGUAGCACUGGACAUAGGCAGCGCCCUAGACUACCUGCACACCACGAUGCAGAUCCUACACGGAGACAUGAAGUCCUACAACAUCCUGGUGAACGGGGACUUUGUGGUCUGCAAGCUGUGCGACUUCGGGGUCACGCUGCCGCUGGACGACAAUGGAAAAGUGGAUGUGGAGAAGGCGGGAAAGGCUGUGUAUUUUGGCACGGAGGCCUGGAGUGCUCCAGAAGUGAUUCAUGGGGGAGAAGUCACUUCUAAGACGGACAUUUGGCCAUUGGGGCUAGUCAUAUGGGAGAUGAUGGCGUUAGCCCCUCCGCACACACAGGAUACCACUAUAGAGAUGGACAGUGAAAUGGAUGAGUCUAUGAGCGAGGACUACUUUUCCGAUAAAUAUGGCACCCGCCCACCGAUACCGGGAAACAUCGAAGUAUCUCUGUACGCUGAGCCGCUUGGCGUGUUCCACGCGUGUACAGAAUGCGAGCCCAACCGACGACCUAGCGGGAAACAUCUCGCCGAUGCGGCGCAAGCUAUGCUCAAUAAGAUAUGA